Messenger RNA from Theileria parva strain Muguga, 2054 nucleotides. RefSeq lists its product as uncharacterized. The transcript is spliced from 3 exons. The record is from RefSeq and is a predicted model, not a curated record. The coding region runs from base 1 to 1980 and encodes 659 amino acids. Lineage: Eukaryota; Apicomplexa; Aconoidasida; Piroplasmida; Theileriidae.
AUGCUGCUAACCAGGUUUCUGUUUGGAAUUUUGGCAAUUAUAGUUUCAAAUAUAAUAUACAAACCCUGUCAAUCAAUAAAAGAUGAAUUUACUAUAAACCAGGUUAAAUCAUCUUUUAUCCAGAGAACAGAUGUGGAUCCAAAUACUCCAGCUUCAGUCAAAACUGGAGAGACUGUGGAUGUGAUCACUAAUAAGAAUGAUGGUGGUGGGUCGGAUAAAACAAAACAAGAGCCUAGUAAAGCUGAGACCAAGGUAGAAUCAACCACAACCAAAGAGCAAGUUCAUGAACAUGAACAAGAAAAACAAAAAUCAGAACCUUCCCAAAAAACUGAGGAAGUUACAAAACAAGUUGAAAAGGUUGAGAAUCCAACAAAAGAGAGUUCAGACCAAUCUAAAACUGUAAACUCAGAAGUUAAUCAUCAUGACCAUAAAACUCAUCAUUCUCAUGGCCAUCAUCACAGGCAUGGACAUGGACAUAAUCAUGAUGAAGAUGAUUUCGAUGAUCAUGAUGACUUUGAUGAUGAAGACCAUGAACAUGACCAUGAACAUGAAGAUGAAGAGUUGCAUCAUGCCAAAGGUGGUAAUGGUUCUUCAGUUACUGAACACAAAAAGGAUUUAAAUUCAGGACAAUCUGAAAACUCAGAAAAGGAGGUAAAACAGCCAGAAGAACCUAAAGAUAGUCAAAAGGUUGAGAACGCCCCAAAGGUUGAAGGUGAACAAAAAGUUGAAAGUCAGCAGAAGGCUGAGGAAACCAAACCUACCAAUGAACCACAAAAGAGUGAAGAAACCAAUCAGACUAGUGAGCCACAAAAGAGUGAAGAAACCAAUCAGACUAGUGAACCACAAAAGGAGAAAGAAGUCGUGACAGAACAACAAAAUAAGGAAGAACAGCCUGUUAAAGACGAUUCUAAGAAGGAAGAAACACCUUCUCCUGAACAAACUGGUGGUGAAGAACAAAAAUCGCCCGUGGAUAAUCAGGCCAAGGAGACUGAAGCCGACAAGGCUGAAACUGGGGUUGAAAACAAAGAAGCUGAACAAAAUUCAAAUGCUGUACCGGAACAACAAACGCAGGUACAAACUGAAAAAUCUGAUAGUGAAAGCUCGAGUGACCAAACCCAACCGCCAAAUGUAGAAAAUAGCCCUGGUGAAUCGAGUGAAAGUCAAGACACCACUCAGCCUAGUUGUACCUGCGACAAAGAGGUAAAUCCUCAUAAACAGGAAGUGAAUAAUCAGGAAAGUAAACCAGAGAAUACUGAACAGGCUGAAAAUACCCAAGAGAAAACUAAAGAUGAGACUAGUCCAAAAGAAAAUCCUAAACCCAAUUCAGAGGCUAUGGAACUUUACAAAACGGACUUGGGUAAAUUGAGUGAAGAAGAUAACCAUAGUGUUCAAGAAUUCUACAAAAAAAAUCAGGCUAAUUGUUCAAUUGAUUGCUCACAAUCAUGUAAAACACAGUUUCAAGGUCCGACUCAGUGCUUUACUCAGAGCGGAACGGAAGUAACUUGUUCUGCUUUUGCAGAUGCUACUAGUUUAACGUGCCCACUUGGGGCCAACCCCUGUUCCACCCCUAUAGUAACUUCAUUAAAUUCAUUCACAGUAAAAAAUGGAAAUGAAGAAGUUGGAACCCUCGAGGUAAAAGGAGCCAAUUUCAACAAUUGUACUGGAUUAGCUCUUGCUCCAGUCGAUGGUAAGUGUGGUAAAGAGCAACUAUUCCACAAUCUUUUGUUCACUUCAAAACAUCUAAAUGUCGAUUUUAAUACUGAAGUGGGACCUGAUAAAGUCGUGUUCUCUAAUCUUAAAAUCAAAAAUGGAGAAUACAAGGUUUGUCUUUUCCAAAGACAUGAUGAAAAUGGGUCGCCCGGUAUGUUUGCAUCGUUACUAAGAAGGAUUUUAACAUAUGCUGAUCCAACACACAACUCAGGAAACGAUUCAAAAACUCUGUUCUCAAUAGAUGUGGGAAGUUUGAAGGUAUCGGAUUAAUUUUAAACUAAUUGUAAUGUUUUACCCAUUUCUUUCACGCCCGUAUUCCUUUAAGUUUGAAAACUAGAAUAAAU